GAGUGAACUUUUCCCUUGGCAACAAAAUAGCAACACACGUGAAACGUCAACCGCGAUAGGCUACAUCAUACGUGCGGUGGACUGCCAGCCGAUCGUAAUUUAUACUUAGAUCUAAUAUCGGGAAAUCUGCUGAAAAUCCAACCAGUACAAGAUGAGUUCAAGACAAGUUUUACAAGUCUUUGAGCAGUACCAGAAGGCAAGGACGACCUUUGUUCAAACAAUUGCUGAAUUGGCCUCACGAUCCCAGAACAUUGAGCUUCUACAAAAUGCUGGUGUGAUGUCACUACUGCGGCCGCUGUUGUUGGAUGUUGUUCCCACUAUCCAGCAGACAGCAGCUUUGGCACUGGGGCGUCUAGCCAAUUACAACGAGGACUUAGCUGAAGCAGUGGUCAAGGGAGACAUCCUCCCACAGCUUGUCUAUUCCUUGGCCGAACAAAAUAGGUUCUACAAGAAGGCGGCUGCCUUUGUGCUGCGUGCUGUAGCCAAGCAUUCCCCUGAGCUAGCUCAGUCUGUGGUAGACUGCGGUGCCCUAGAUGCCCUGGUCAUCUGCCUGGAGGAAUUUGAUCCUAGCGUUAAGGAGUCUGCCGCCUGGGCUUUGGGCUACAUUGCAAGGCACAAUGCUGAGCUGGCACAGUCAGUGGUGGAUGCAGGAGCCGUUCCCUUGCUGGUCCUGGGUAUUCAGGAGCCUGAACUCUGCUUGAAGCGUAUCGCUGCCUCAGCCCUGAGUGACAUCUGCAAGCACUCCCCAGAGCUGGCUCAGACGGUGGUGGAUGCUGGCGCUAUAGCUCACCUGGCACAGAUGAUUCUCAACCAAGACCAGAAACUCAAGCGUCAAGUUUUCUCAGCCCUGAGCCAGAUCUCCAAGCACUCGGUGGACCUAGCCGAGAUGGUGGUGGAAGCCGAAAUCUUCCCAGCGGUCCUGACCUGCCUGAAGGACAAAGAUGAGUACGUGCGCAAGAACGUGGCCACACUGAUCCGAGAGAUUGCCAAGCAUACACCUGAGCUGUCACAGCUGAUCGUCAAUGCCGGCGGUGUGGCUGCUGUGGUAGACUAUGUUGGGGAGUCAGAGGGUAACGUGAGACUGCCUGGAGUGAUGAUGUUGGGCUAUGUGGCUGCACAUUCUGAGAACUUGGCUAUGGCAGUCAUUGUAUCUAAGGGCGUGACUCAGCUUGCUAUCGCCCUUGCUGAGGAGCCCCAAGACCACAUCAAGGCUGCCACUGCCUGGGCACUGGGCCAGAUAGGCAGACACACCCCGGAACAUGCCAAGGCAGUGGCUGUGGCCAAUGUGCUGCCAAGACUCCUGCAAUGCUACCUUAGGGCCGAUGCUUCUGAAGAUCUGCAGACCAAGGCCAAGAAGGCCCUGAAGAACAUCCUGCAGAAGUGUGUGCACCUGCCAGCCUUAGAGCCUCUCCUGCAUGAUGCCCCAGCUAACAUCCUCAAGCAUGUUGUGGGCCAAUUCAGCAAGGUGCUGCCCCACGACGCUGCCGCCCGCCGCCUCUUUGUCACCAGUGGCGGGCUGAAGAAGGUGCAGGAGAUCAAGGCCGAGCCUGGAAGUGCCCUGCAUGAGUACAUCAACACCAUCAAUAACUGCUUCCCUGAGGAGAUUGUCAGGUACUACUCCCCAGGGUACUCAGAGGCCUUGCUGGAGAGAGUUGAACAGUACCAGCCAGUUGCUUAGAUAACACCCCCUCAACAGGAACAUACAAAGAGACUCCAUGGAGGCAGUGUCCAAUAUAUCCCUGCAAGAAUGUUUAUUCCUCUGUUGUAUGGACUGUGCAGAAGUGUAGCAAGUAUGAGCAGGCAAGAGUUCUGAGUUGCUGGCUUUGGGUUUUAGUUCUGAUAUCUGUUUGAAUCACAUUGUGUAAGGUACUUUCUUCUCAAGAUCAAUAUUGCUAAGCAUUACAGUUUCUGUAUACCCCUCCAUAAAAAUUUGUGUUACUGUAAAGAGCACAGAAAGGUUGUCAUGAGCUGUGUGCAAACACUGCAGUAUGUUUUCACACAAACAUCAGAUGGUGUAGCAACAGUUGACACUCACUCAGUCAGAUCUUGAUUGCAACACACGCUGUAUACAUUGUACACCACUAAACAGGGCUUCAAUUUAGAAGGACAAAAAUCAUGUCGCCUGCUGCAGAAGCAAACUUUAAGUGCUGCUUGUUAGGUCCAGUGAUGUUGACUCACGUAACACCUAGCCCAAACAGUUGUGAAGACUUGUUAGUUAUCUCAGAAUUCUUAGUUAUCUCAGAAUUCUUAGUUAUCUCAGAAUUCUUAGUUAUCUCAGAAUUCUUCGUUAUCUCAGAAUUCUUAGUUAUAUCAGAAUUUCAGUUGCUCAUUUUUGCUAGCACUUCUCCAGUUGCAAACUUGGGUUUCAUCAAAUCACAAUGUCAGGAAAUUAAAGUUGUGUCUGAAGAAAUCGGAAUUAUUGGGUCACUUUGCUAGAUCCUAAGUAACACUCCAAGUGUAAGUUUUCCCAAACAGUGAAAGAUGAUAAUAAACUGAUCUAAUUUUUAAUGUGAUUAAAUUCUCUUGUGAGAGGAAUGCCUAUGAAGGUUAACAGUUUCGAGAGUUGCAUUCAUAAUUUUGCAUUUUUUUUUUCAAGAAAAAAAUAUCAUUGUUUAUAGACUUCCUAUACAUUGUAUUUACUUUCUUUGUAAAAUAGCCCUCGGUGACAAAUUCUUCAAGUUGUUUGAAACAUCCACCUGUUAAUUGAAGGCAACAAUUAAUUUGACCAGAGAUUACAUGUUUAACCGGCUUGUGCCUGUAAGAGCCCAGACUCUUUGUGCUCAAAUUUUGUAUCUCACAAUUCCGUCCAUUUAGAAAGUUUGCAUGAUGUUUUUACAUUACUAAUAACCUGAAUAUUUAAAGUAUUGUGUCGUUCAUUUGUAUAUACUUUUGGCUUUUUGGAGUAAUAUUAUUUCUCAGAAACCUAUUUUGGAAAGCACUAUUUUGUAGUGUCUUCCAAGUUCAUCUAUCCCCUUGAUGUGGUAGUAGACAGAACUGUGUACAUGUGUAUCAAUUAUUUUUCAAAUAUACUGAUGGUUUGAAUAAAACAGUGUCGUAUUCAUGAUUUUAGUUCCAAAA
Molecule: messenger RNA, 3078 nt
Organism: Acanthaster planci (crown-of-thorns starfish)
Lineage: Eukaryota; Metazoa; Echinodermata; Asteroidea; Valvatida; Acanthasteridae
Product: sperm-associated antigen 6
Biological process (GO): cilium movement
Cellular component (GO): microtubule cytoskeleton
Molecular function (GO): microtubule binding
Source: RefSeq, a predicted model, not a curated record